AUGCGGAGCCAGCUCCUCGACGCGGCGAUCGACGGCGACAUCGGCUCCUUCAAGAGGUUUGCGAGGGCUCUGCAUAAGGGCAGCGGCCACCUCAGGGAUACGGUGGAGGGGGUGAGGACGGAAGACGAGGAUACGAGGGGCCUCGGGGCGCUGCACCUCGCCGCCGGCAGCGGGAAGCUGGACAUGUGCCGCUACCUGGUAGAGGUGUUGGGGGUUGAUGUGGACGCCGUCGACCACGGAGGUAGAACACCUCUGAUUCAAGCAAUAUACAAUGAGAAAGUGAAUACUGCCAAGUAUCUUCUUGAUCAGGGCGCCAAUCAAGACAAAACCAGCGACGAUGGACAAUUGCUUGAAAGAGGUGCUUACCCUGACCCUGUAAAUGGUUGCGGGACACCACUUCAUAUUGUGGCGGCAGAAUGUGAUGAUCGUUCUAUGAAGAUUUUAUUGGACCACAAUGCAGAUUACAACAAGAUGGUAAAUGGUAUGACGUCUCUCUAUUUUGCUAUAAAUGCUACCUCAGUGAAAUGUGUGAAGCUCUUGGUUGAGGUACUUGAGCCUGUGGAUAAAAGGAAAAUACAGGAGUUGAAGUCAAAAGGGAGUAAGGCAGUUGGGAGAAGAGAUUUUCUAUCUGCCGCAGAACUCUACAGUAUGGCAAUGGAGCUUGACCCUAACGAUGCAACCUUGUUCUCAAAUAGGAGCCUCUGCUGGCUUCAGUUGGGCAAGCCUUUGCUGGGUCUGCUGGAUGCUCUUGAAUGCAAGAGCAGGCGACCAAGCUGGCCAAAGGCCCUGUACAGGCAGAGCAAAGCGCUAAUGUCACUCAAGGACUACAAAGGUGCGUGCGAAGCGUUUUUGGAUGCACUGAAACUGGACCCAGGGAAUGAUGAGAUCGAGGAUGGGCUGCGGAAUGCUAUGGCAUCCUUGAAGGUGUCUCGAAGCACAAAGGCGGAAUGACCUACAUUUUGUACGAAGUUUACAUGGUUUUGGUGGGUCGAUAUAUAUCCUCCUUGUGUAAGUC
Molecule: messenger RNA, 1015 nt
Organism: Lolium rigidum
Lineage: Eukaryota; Viridiplantae; Streptophyta; Magnoliopsida; Poales; Poaceae
Product: ankyrin-3-like
Exons: 9
Coding region: 1-951 (316 amino acids)
Molecular function (GO): protein binding
Source: RefSeq, a predicted model, not a curated record